AUGCCGUCAAUCAUUAAAAGAUGGAGAUUAGCUUUUAUAGCUGCUGUGUUUAUGAUUUUUAGUCUUCAUUAUCUUCAUUCGAGGCGGAAUAUUUGGAACUAUGGCUCGAAUUAUAUACCUUCGAUAUCGAGACCACAUCUACCGGAUGGGAAGAUCCAUUGGUCGAAAUUGCCAGAACGAUAUCCAGUUACUUCACACAUUCCUUUACCGACCGGAAAACCAAAGAAGAUUCCGCAGAUUCAAAAUACCCCGCCCAAAGAAGACGCAGCGCAGAAAGAAGAAAGAUUAAAGCGAUUGGCGGCGGUAAAGGAGAGUUUCGUACACAGUUGGGAAGGGUAUAAAGCGCAUGCAUGGUUGCGAGAUGAGGUUUCUCCAUUAUCAGGAUCAUGGAAAGAUACAUUUGGUGGCUGGGCCGCUACUUUGGUGGAUUCUUUGGAUACGUUGUGGAUUAUGGGGUUGAAGGAAGAUUUUGAAAUUGCGGUUCAAUCAAUUGAGCAAAUUGAUUUUACGACGACGAAUGAGAAGGAGAUUAAUGUUUUUGAGACGACGAUUAGAUAUAUGGGUGGCUUUUUGGCCGCGUAUGAUGUUAGUGGGGAAAAAUAUCCAGGGUUGUUGUUGAAGGCUGUGGAGGUUGCGGAGUUGUUGAUGAGUUGUUUUGAUACCCCAAAUAGAAUGCCCAUCCCUAGGUGGGAUUGGAAGAAAUAUCUAGAAGGAGGAGAUCAAAUAGCACCUAGGCGAGCUUUGGUUUCUGAACCGGGUUCUUUGACUCUGGAGUUCACUCGUCUUAGUCAGUUGACUGGAAACCCAAAAUAUUAUGAUGCUGUCCAGAGAAUCUCUAAUGAAUUCGAGAAAAGUCAAAACUCUACUCGCUAUCCCGGAUUAUGGCCUGUCAGUGUCGACAUGCAAAAGCUUCGAUUCGAUGAAGAUACGAUUUUCUCCCUCGGCGGGAUGGCAGAUUCUUUGUACGAAUAUCUCCCAAAACAAUACAUGAUUCUCGGCGGAGUUCUAGAUCAACCCAAGAAAAUGUACGAAAACUUCAUCUCGGUGGCUCAAGAAAAAAUGUUCUUUUCAAUCUUAAACGAAAAGAACCAAAAAAUUAAAGUCUCAGGAGAUAUCCGCAUAAAAGGUAUAGGCGAAAGCACCACUCCGGAACUCAUGCCCCGCGGCCAACACCUGACUUGUUUUACCGGCGGCAUGAUUGGAAUCGCCUCGAGAAUCUUCAAUCGACCCUCUGAACUUGCGCUUGCAGAAGAACUCACCCAUGGAUGUAUAUGGGCGUACGACAGUAGCCCCAACGGAAUCGCCCCUGAAAUCUUCAGCGUGGUCCCAUGUCUUAAAAAUCACGAUUGCACGUAUUCAAAGGAGAAAUGGUACGAUGUGCUCGCGGAAAUCUAUACGCAUCCGAUUACGAAUACAAAAGCGGACACGGAGAAGAAAUUAGAUGGGGUGGUGGAGGAUAGGAGACUAAGUCCGGGGUUUACGGCCGUGGAUGAUCGGAGAUAUAUUUUAAGACCGGAGGCGAUUGAGAGUGUGUUUAUUAUGUGGAGGAUCACGGGUGAUAGGAAAUAUGUUGAUGCGGCGUGGCGGAUGUUUAGAGCGAUAGAACGGGUUUGUAGGACGGAGAUUGCGUCGGCGGCGGUGAUGGAUGUUACUGUUACUGUUUCUGUGAAGAAUCACGAGAAGAAAGAAAAAGAAGGAAAGGACAAGAAAGGAAAAAGUAAAGAUAAAAAAGAAAAAGAACAACAUUUUGCGAAAAACCUAGGUGGUUUAUCUGCAGAAAAUGAUGAGGAUGAUGAGGAUGAUGAAGAUGGCGUACAACAAUUAGAUAGUAUGGAGAGUUUCUGGUUGGCGGAGACGUUGAAAUAUUUUUAUUUGUGUUUUGAGGAGUGGGAUGUCGUGAGUUUGGAUGAGUGGGUUUUGAAUACUGAGGCGCAUCCUUUGAGGAGGGUUAGGGGGUGA
This is a messenger RNA of Sclerotinia sclerotiorum 1980 UF-70, 1959 nucleotides long. RefSeq lists its product as hypothetical. The transcript is spliced from 2 exons. Gene Ontology annotation, cellular component: Golgi membrane; endoplasmic reticulum. The coding region runs from base 1 to 1959 and encodes 652 amino acids. Gene Ontology annotation, molecular function: mannosyl-oligosaccharide 1,2-alpha-mannosidase activity; calcium ion binding. Lineage: Eukaryota; Fungi; Ascomycota; Leotiomycetes; Helotiales; Sclerotiniaceae. Gene Ontology annotation, biological process: N-glycan processing; carbohydrate metabolic process. The record is from RefSeq and is a predicted model, not a curated record.